CGCCACUCCCUUGCCGUCACCGACCGGGGCGCCCUCUUCGCCUGGGGGGCAGCCGGCAGCGGCAGGCUGGGGCUGGGGCCGCCACCGCCGCCUGCCGUACACCUGCAGCGACACCCGGGCGGCGAAGGUGACACCACAGGCAGCAGCAGCAGCAGCAGCACGGGUGACCCAUGGGUCGAAUGGCUUCCGAGACAUGUCGCCGGCACUGGCAGCCACGACCGCAGCAGCAGCAGGGGCAGUGCCAGCCUGCAUGGCUUGCGGGUGGUCAGGGUGUUUGCGGGACAUGGCGCCACGUCAGGCUGUACGGA
This is a messenger RNA of Astrephomene gubernaculifera, 308 nucleotides long. Lineage: Eukaryota; Viridiplantae; Chlorophyta; Chlorophyceae; Chlamydomonadales; Astrephomenaceae. The record is from the annotation of a GenBank genome assembly.